GAAGCCGAUUGCACAGCUGGGGGCCGGCUUUGUGGCACAGCAGGUUAAGCUGCUGCCUGUACACCUGCAACUCGUGUAAGUGCAGGUUCGAGUCCCGGCUGCUCCACUUCCGAUCCAGCUCCCUGCUAUGGCCUGGGAAAGCAGUGGAAGAUGGUCUGAGUCCUUGGGCCCCUGUCCCCCACAUGGGAGACCCGGGUGGGGUUCCAAACUUGUGGCUUCAGCCUGGCUUUUCGAAUAAAUAAAAUAAAUCUUUAAAAAAAAAAAAAAAGGCACAGUCGGCAAGAGGGUGUGCGGCCGCUCCAUGUGCUGGAACAGGACCAGAGCAGGUGACUUCCCACCAGGUGGGUGGAGGCAUGAGUUCAUCCCAGAAGGCAGGACUGUGCCGGCCGCCUUCGGAGCCAUGGGGACCGGGCUGCGCAGCCAGUCCUUGCGAGGGCCCCGGCCCUCCUACGGGAAGCUCCAGGAUCCACGGGGGAGACCCCUGGAAGGCAGACCCCGGCGAGCACUGAGCCUCAGACAGGAGCGGGACAAGCCCAGGGCCCAGGGCCCCGAGGGAGACACGGAAGGGCUGAACGUCCCCGCUCAGGAGUGGCUGCCCGGGGCCCUGGGGGACACAGAGCAGCUGAUCCAAGAGCGACGUGGCAGCGGCGGGCGGUGGCUGAGGCACUGUGGACAGCAGGUGAAGAGAAGGUGGGACAGCCUUGUCGCCAGCUUCCCCAGCGUCACCCUGAGUCGGUCGGCCUCCCCGGAGCCACCGCUGGGCACCGCCAGCUAAGCCUGCUGGAAGCCACGGAGCCCGGCCCUGAAUACCACGGUGCCCCUGGGCUCUGUGCUUCUCGGCCUCCCUCCGUGGCUGCUCCAGCCUCCCUCCGUGGCUGCUCCUCACGUGGCCUGCGCAGGCCUUGCCACUGGCUCCUCUGAGCCCCGGCCCGGCCUGUUGACUCUGGCCUCCUAUCUGAAGGCUGAACCCCACCCCGCCACCCCGGGCCGAGGAGAGGGGCUCAGCUCUCUGCCCUCUGGGCUCGGGACCCCUGGACUACGAUGUAUAUGAGCUCCUGGAAGCCUGCUCAGAUGUGCGGGUGCCCACCUCGCCGCACGCAAGACGAACCGUCGCAUUAAGCACACAGCCGUGUGAAGCCAGACCCGUGGCCGAGAGGCUCCGGCCAGCCAGCUGGUGGACUUGCCCCAUGGUCUCCGCUACUGCUGAGCGCUUUGUGACAGAAGGGCCCAGGCCUGUGUGUUGUCACCU
This is a messenger RNA of Lepus europaeus (European hare), 1249 nucleotides long. It is a transcript of the gene C7H11orf86, whose product is annotated as chromosome 7 C11orf86 homolog. The record is from RefSeq and is a predicted model, not a curated record. The coding region runs from base 302 to 775 and encodes 157 amino acids. The transcript is spliced from 3 exons. Lineage: Eukaryota; Metazoa; Chordata; Mammalia; Lagomorpha; Leporidae.